This is a messenger RNA of Aspergillus pseudotamarii, 348 nucleotides long. RefSeq lists its product as uncharacterized. The transcript has a single exon. Lineage: Eukaryota; Fungi; Ascomycota; Eurotiomycetes; Eurotiales; Aspergillaceae. The record is from RefSeq and is a predicted model, not a curated record. The coding region runs from base 1 to 348 and encodes 115 amino acids.
AUGUCUUCCCGUUACACGCCCAAGCGCAUCCUUAAGAAACAACUCUCUCAGCAGGAACACAGUCUCAUGGAGGAUUGGGCGCCUGGGAACCUAAACGAGCAUCACAACAUUGAGACUGAUGCUCCCGUCUUAGCAAAACAUCAGGCCCCGAGCUCGAAACUGGUUAAACAAGGAGGGUAUACAGCCCCGAACGGAACUCACCUCUCCGACCACGAACUAGCUGAAUUAUCCCAUGGCAUUGAAAACUCGGAGUCGAAGUGUGUGACUUACUUUCAGCCUUGCUUCAUCGAGGAUCCCUGGAUGGGUCUCCCAUCUAUGAAGAUGGAAUUCACUACACGCUAUUGGUGA